CCUCCGUCGCCCUGUCAGUGAGCUGCAGCUGCCGCCAUGGGCCACAACCACAUCUGGCCGCUGUUGCUGCUACUGCCGCUCGGCUGUCGCCAGGCCGCCGGGGCCAGCGAAGCGGCGAUGAAGCGGCUGCACGAGGACCUGCUCAACAACUAUGACCGCCGCGUGCGACCCGUGCAGGACUCCUCCACCGUCACAGAAGUCACCUUCCACAUGGACAUUCACGACGUCGAUCUGAUGAGUCACGACAUGCUGGGAGUUGAGACCUGGACUUACUGGGAAUGGAAGGAUGAACUCCUGAAAUGGGAUCCGAACCGAUACGAAGGCAUAAAGGAGGUGCUCAUGAGCGCGAAUGCCAUCUGGACUCCGGAGCUGGUCCAUGUCAGCAGAGGCGUAGUCGGCAAUGCGCUGCAGCCCAUGAUGCCACGGGGCGGAUUCUGCCGCGUCACGACAGAUGGCGACGUGUCGUGUAUGGUGGAUGCGGAGUACUACUCGCACUGCGGCGUUGACUUGGCCAAGUGGCCGUAUGACACCCACACCUGCUACCUCAUCUUCAUCAACUGGCUGGAUCUCGACGACGAGGUCAGCAUCAGGCUGCGCAACGGCACGGGGUUCUCCAUCAAGCAUGUGAAGACACAGCGAGACUGGGAAUUGGUGUCCGUCAAAAGUGAAGAGAUACCCCGCCAGAACGACGAUCGCAAAGGCUUCCGCAAAAUCGACUUCUACUUCACGUUCAAGAGGCAUGCGGAGGGCUACGCCGCUACCGCCCUGGCUCCAGCAGUAGUGCUCUUCCUGGCCACGCUGGCGAUGCUGCUGCUCCCACCCUGGGAGGCGGAGCGUUUCUCAGUGGGGCUGUGCCUCAUGGCGGCUCAGUGCCUCUCCCUCACCGACCUCUACCACAACUUCUCUUACGAGAUCACCGUCCCACUAGUCGUGCUGCUGUACCGGGACUCGCUGGUGAUGGCCUGCGUGGCGCUGGUGCUGGCCGUGGUGAUGCGCGCCCUCAUCCAGUCGGAGGUGGAGGCUCCCAGCUGCGUGGCGGCGCUGCUCGACCAGGUGCCCACCUGGCCCUAUGGACUUUCUCUGAUGGCGCAGCCUCGGGAGGAGAGCAGCGGGCGGCGGCAGUCGCGCGGCUCGGCCGUGUGGCGGCAGUUGUCGUCGCUGGUGGACCGCUGCUGCUUCUGCGCCUACUGCUUCACCUGCCUCGCGCUGCUGGUCGCUCUGGUGCCCUAGCGGACUCCGGGCGCGGCCGGCGUCUCUCCACCUGUCGCCUCUCCGCUCCAGCAGUGAACACGGCCCUCCUUCACUGCGGCAAUAACCACUGCUGUGUAUCUGCUGUUACUAAAACCACAAUAAAAAAUACAAAAUGCA
Messenger RNA from Schistocerca gregaria, 1368 nucleotides. RefSeq names its product 5-hydroxytryptamine receptor 3A-like. Lineage: Eukaryota; Metazoa; Arthropoda; Insecta; Orthoptera; Acrididae. Gene Ontology annotation, biological process: monoatomic ion transmembrane transport. Bases 37 to 1230 code for a protein of 397 amino acids. Gene Ontology annotation, cellular component: membrane. Gene Ontology annotation, molecular function: transmembrane signaling receptor activity; extracellular ligand-gated monoatomic ion channel activity. The record is from RefSeq and is a predicted model, not a curated record. The transcript is spliced from 9 exons.